CUCAAAAUGAGUAGGUUGCCCCAAUAGAUAUGGCACUGGUUGAACAAGCUAGACAACGACAAUACUGAGCCUGGUUGAGUCCUCUGUGGCUUGCUCGAUUUCCCAGUUCUUCAAAUAUGCCAUGGUGCGACAUCCAACGAAGAUAUCUCGAUGCGCACAGCGAUGAGUUUAUCACCAUCCAUGUCAGAAGCACCAGCAGCACCAGCGCUAUCAACACACCAGGACGAUACGACGUUCUCGUAUGACAAGGUCAAGGCGGUCGAAAAGGACCGGACGCACCUUAACUUGCCGCCAUCGUACGACCAUGACCAGUUGGUCCAGAAAAUCAACCAGUACUACAGCGUGGAUGAGAUCAUACUGAGCUUGAAAGAACAAGUAGAUGGCCACAGAAAGUACAACAAGAUCACGCUCCAGUUCCCCGAUGAGUUGAUCUGCGACUCUGCCACCAUCGUGCACGAGCUCCAGCGACAGUUGGGGGCCACAGUCGAAUCACAACCAACAGCCACCCACCAGUCCUGCAGUGGCGGCUCGCCAUGCUCCAACAAGACCAACGACUCGUGCUGUAAAGGCGUACAAGCGGAAAGCUCUACAUCCCAGAAAAUCUAUAUUCUUGCAGACACUUCGUACUCGCCAUGUUGUGUGGAUGAAGUGGCAGCCGAACAUGUCGAUAGUGAUCUCGUCAUCCACUUUGGUGACGCCUGUUUGAACCCUGUCGACAAGCUUGUCACCUUCUACGUUUUUGGCAAGCCUACAGUCGACCUUGACCACUUGGUGGCGGAAUUCAAGGCCAGAUACCCCGUGGGAGAAGACAACAAGGUGAUGCUCAUGGCAGACUCGCCCCACUCACAUCUUCUUGAAGGUCUCUACCACUCCUUGAAGGAGGAGUACCCCAACUUGGCCUACGCCGAUUUGUACUUGGACACUCAGUCCAAGGUCAAGGUCAUUGGGUACCAGCCCACCCGCUCCAGCCAUCCACUGAAGGUGUUGAACAGGAUCUUCAGCGGACUCUCUGAUGGCGACCUCGACGAUACAUUAAGCCAGUACGACUUGUUCCACAUCACCGUUCCUAAGAGUCCUAGACUUUUGCAACUCACCACCAGAUUCGGUUCCGUGACUGUCUACGACCCCAAAGAAAGAAAAACCUCCCAAGGUCCGUUCCCUAACUUGAUGCGCCGGUACCGUUUCAUGCAAAUGGCACGUACCGCUGGAACCAUUGGCCUCUUGGUGAACACGCUAUCAUUGUCGAACACCAAGAACUUGAUCAACAGUAUGGGCAAGAGAAUCAAAGACAGUGGCAAGAAGCACUACAUGUUUGUGGUGGGUAAGCCUAACGUGGCCAAGCUCGCCAACUUUGAAAACGUGGACAUGUGGUGUGUGUUGGGGUGUGACCACCAGGGAAUCAUUCUUGACCAGACCAACGAAUACUUCAAGCCCAUCAUAACGCCAUACGAAUUAUUGUUGGCGUUGAGCGACGACGUCACCUGGACUGGUAAAUGGGAAACAGACUUCAAGAAGUUGUUGGACCAAAUGGUAGACGAGGAGGCCAACCAGGAAGACGAAGGCAACGAGGACGACGAGGACGACGAGGAUAGACCACCUGAAUUCAACCCAGUGACUGGCCAGUACGUCAGCACUUCAAGGCCCUUAAGACAGUUGAACCACUUGAGAAUUGCUGCCGAGCCCGAGGAAGAAGAGUCGGAGACCAGCUUGGUCAAGAAGUUCUCUUCCACCAUUGCCAUCAAAAAUACCGUGUCGACGUCUGCGGUUCAUCUUCAAAACAGGCACUGGACCGGUUUGGGGAGUGAUUACAACCAAGAUGGUCUGGACGAGGCAGGCGCAUUGGUCGAGGAAGGAAGGGCUGGGGUUGCCAGAGGCUAUGACUACGACAGAGAAGCCCACCAAUGAUCAUGGCACCCAUAGUAGCAUCAAUAUUAAGAAUACCACGAAGCACUGUUCUUACCGAUUUUGUCCUGUUAAUGUUGAUGCUGCAGCAGACCACAUGCUUAGUGUAGUAUCGUACAUAGUACAUGUUUAUAGACCAUCAGCAUUACAGCACCAAUUGUGCUACAUUAAAUAAUUUCAGAGUGAGCGCUCUAAGAAUCACUUUCUGGAUGAACAGUAGAUGCCGUUCCCAAAGUACAACCUCUACAGUCUCUCAUCCGAUGCUUGAAUCGGCAAGAAUACAUAUGUCAAGUCAUACUGGU
This is a messenger RNA of Suhomyces tanzawaensis NRRL Y-17324, 2204 nucleotides long. RefSeq lists its product as uncharacterized. The transcript has a single exon. Gene Ontology annotation, molecular function: 2-(3-amino-3-carboxypropyl)histidine synthase activity. Lineage: Eukaryota; Fungi; Ascomycota; Pichiomycetes; Serinales; Debaryomycetaceae. Bases 181 to 1905 code for a protein of 574 amino acids. The record is from RefSeq and is a predicted model, not a curated record. Gene Ontology annotation, biological process: protein histidyl modification to diphthamide.